AACUUUGAAAUCGACUUUUCCUCUCUUCUUUUUUGCUUCCUUUAUUGGCAGCUAGGUAAUCUGAAAAAUUCUCUCAUGUCUCAUCAUCUACACUGCCUAUAUAUAUCCGCAUAUUCUCCCACACAUUUAUCUCACACUCGCAUUUAAAAUUCAACAACAACAAAAUUCCGAAACUCACUUUUUUGACAAAGCCCGCCAAAAAAAAAAAAAGAAAAAAGAAUAAGAAUGAGAUCAUUAGCUAGUGAGAAUCGCCAACUUUUGUCCAAGAUUGCAACCAACGACGGACAUGGCGAGAACACGCCUUAUUUCGAUGGCUGGAAGGCCUACGACCGAGACCCAUUUCACCUUACUAAAAAUCCCAGUGGUGUGAUCCAAAUGGGGCUCGCAGAAAACCAGCUUUGCUUCGACUUGAUUGAAGACUGGAUUAGGAAGAAUCCCAUAGCCUCUAUCUGCACAGCUGAAGGAGUGAAAGAUUUCAAGGACGUGGCAAUCUUUCAGGAUUAUCAUGGUUUUCCAGAGUUUAGAAAGGCGAUUGCGAAGUUCAUGUCAAAGGUGAGAGGUGGUCGGGUCACAUUCGAUCCGGACCGCAUAGUGAUGGGCGGAGGAGCCACCGGAGCAAACGAGAUCGUCAUGUUCUGCUUGGCUGACCCUGGCGACGCUUUUCUUGUUCCUACACCUUAUUAUCCAGCAUUUGUCAGAGACCUUGGAUGGAGAACAGGAGCACAAAUAGUGCCCGUUCACUGCGACAGUUCCAACAAUUUCCAAGUAACCAAACAAGCCUUAGAAGCAGCAUACGAGAAAGCCCAAAACGACAACAUUAACGUUAAAGGCCUCCUCAUAACAAACCCAUCAAACCCUCUCGGCACAACCCUAGACAGACAAACCUUGAAAACCCUAGUCAACUUUGUCAACGACAAGAACAUUCACUUGGUAUGCGACGAGAUCUACGCUGCCACGGUGUUCGACUAUCCGAGCUACGUCGGCGUUACCGAAGUCGUCGAAGAAGUCGAAAACUGCAACAAAGAUCUCAUCCACAUCGUCUACAGCUUGUCCAAAGACAUGGGACUUCCCGGUUUUCGUGUCGGAAUAGUCUACUCUUAUAAUGACGCCGUCGUUAGCUGCGGCCGAAAGAUGUCGAGCUUUGGAUUAGUUUCCUCGCAGACUCAGCGUCUUCUCGCCUCCAUGCUCGACGACGACGUCUUUGUUUCGAACUUUUUGUCGGAAAGCUCGAAGAGACUGAAGAAGAGGUAUGAGAACUUUACCAAAGGGCUUGAAGAAGUGGGGAUCACUUGCCUCAAGAGCAAUGCCGGAUUGUUCUUCUGGAUGAAUCUCCAAAGACUCCUAAAAGAGCAGACAUUCGAAGGCGAAAUGGCGCUGUGGCUGGUGAUCAUCAAUGAGGUCAAGCUCAACGUGUCCCCAGGGUCUUCUUUCCAAUGUUCCGAGCCUGGGUGGUUCAGGGUUUGCUUUGCCAACAUGGAGGAGGAGACCGUAAACGUGGCACUUGAGAGGAUUAGGUCUUUCGUCGGGAAAGAAGCGAAGCAAGCGGCAGUGCCGCCGGUGGCAAAGGCGAAGCGCAAUUGGCGGAAUAAUGGCAAUUUGAGGCUUAGCUUCAAUUCAAGGAGACAUGAACAAGAGGGAGGUUUUAUGUCGGCAGCUCAUAUGUUGUCUCCUCAUUCACCUAUGCCUCAAUCUCCUCUUCUUCGUGCAAGAACUUGAGGGGUUUUUGCUGUCAUAUUUGGCCCAUAUAUAUAUAUAUAUAUGUUAUCGUUAAUUUGACUAUACCAAAUAGAAUUGUUAAAUGAAAUAAGGUUUGGUAUAGAUAGGUUAUAUAAUCAUUCGUUAUUCGUCUUUUAACGUAUAAUUCUGGUUCAAGUAGCUAGCUGGAUGGAUAUCUUUUUCUCCCAUGUUUUUGGAUGCUAAGAAAAGCUAUAGCUUUUUUUUUUUUUUU
This is a messenger RNA of Morus notabilis, 1948 nucleotides long. Its product is annotated as 1-aminocyclopropane-1-carboxylate synthase 1. The transcript has 4 exons. Gene Ontology annotation, molecular function: transaminase activity; pyridoxal phosphate binding. Gene Ontology annotation, biological process: amino acid metabolic process; biosynthetic process. The coding region runs from base 226 to 1716 and encodes 496 amino acids. NCBI's taxonomy places the organism in Eukaryota, Viridiplantae, Streptophyta, Magnoliopsida, Rosales, Moraceae. The record is from RefSeq and is a predicted model, not a curated record.